Rosa rugosa (rugosa rose) is the source of this 1309-nucleotide messenger RNA. Its product is annotated as mitochondrial succinate-fumarate transporter 1. The coding region runs from base 304 to 1245 and encodes 313 amino acids. NCBI's taxonomy places the organism in Eukaryota, Viridiplantae, Streptophyta, Magnoliopsida, Rosales, Rosaceae. Gene Ontology annotation, biological process: transmembrane transport; succinate transport; fumarate transport. The transcript is spliced from 2 exons. The record is from RefSeq and is a predicted model, not a curated record.
AAGUUUCAAACCCCAACUCGCGACAUCGCUUCACGCUCCCUUCACCAUUGUUUACGAUUUAUCAAGAUUCUCUGUAUUCUAAAUUUCAGUGCACACCUCAUUUGACCCCUAAAAACUAUUAACUUAUUAUACGCGCCGCAUUCGCCGUCCUCUUUUACCAGAAGAACGUCGUCACUAGUCACCACUCCUCCUCGUUCCUCUGAAGGAGACGAAGUUGAAGAGAGAAAAACAUACCCAAUUCCUCUUCUACUUCAUCUCCUCGCCAAAACCCAGAUUCCACUUCCCCCCCCCCCCCACAAAUCAAUGGAGAAAAACCAGAGCGAUUCCCCUAACGCCGUUAAGAAGCCCAUCCCGCCGUACGUCAAGGCCCUAUCGGGCUCGCUGGGCGGGAUUGUGGAGGCCUCGUGUCUCCAGCCCAUUGACGUCAUCAAGACGCGGCUGCAGCUCGACCGGACCGGGGGGUACAGGGGAAUUAUCCACUGCGGCACCACGGUUGCGCGCACGGAAGGCGUCCGGGCUCUUUGGAAGGGAUUGACUCCUUUCGCGACUCAUCUUACUUUGAAGUACGCGCUGAGGAUGGGAUCCAAUGCGGUUCUGCAGGGGGCGUUUAAGGACGCCCAGACCGGGAAGGUCAGCAAUCACGGCCGGUUCAUUUCCGGGUUCGGUGCCGGAGUUCUCGAGGCUCUUGUUAUUGUCACUCCUUUCGAGGUAGUGAAAAUUAGACUGCAGCAACAGAGAGGAUUGAGUCAUGAACUUCUGAAGUAUAAGGGUCCUGUACACUGUGCUCGUAGGAUCAUCCGGGAGGAAGGUCUUCGUGGGCUCUGGUCGGGGGCUUCUCCAACUGUUAUGCGCAAUGGGACAAACCAGGCGGCUAUGUUUUCAGCCAAAAAUGCUUUUGAUGUUCUCCUGUGGAAGAAACAUGAAGGAGAUGGGAGAGUCCUGCUGCCAUGGCAGUCUAUGAUAUCAGGUUUCCUCGCAGGAACAGCAGGUCCCAUUUGCACCGGUCCCUUUGAUGUUGUCAAAACAAGGCUCAUGGCUCAGGGCAGAGGGGUUGGUGAGUUGAAAUACAAAGGCCUUUUCCAUGCCAUCAGGACAAUAUAUGCAGAGGAAGGGCUUCUUGCCUUGUGGAAAGGACUGCUGCCGCGGCUCAUGAGGAUACCACCCGGGCAAGCCAUCAUGUGGGGUGUGGCUGACCAAUUAAUAGGAUUGUAUGAGAAACAAUAUCUUCCCCUUGCCCCCUUGUAGGUAUCAUCUCAUUGGUUUGCUUGUUCUGGUUUUUAAUCCCAUCACUAGCAUUCAUUCUUCGGUA